AUGCUACGAAAAGUUCUUGAUCUCAUUUUGACAACGCUGGCAAUCCAGUCGGUCGCCCAAGCACCAUGCGUCGCCGCUGCAAGCCGACACCCGCGAGCACCAGAACUGUCUUACCUCUAUACGGCCUUUGUACAUUGCAAGGGGACGCUCAUGAACGAGGACAGCCCCAGGGGCACUCGGCUGGCUAUCCCAAUCGUCGGAGGCAAUUUCACAGGCCCACGGCUGUCCGGCAAAAUUCUCGACGUCGGCGCCGACUGGGGCAUUGUCGAUCCCAAGACGGGGAUCUUCUCCGCCGAUACGCGGUAUAACCUGCGAACCGACGACGGAGCGGACAUCUUUAUUCAAACAUCGGGGCCGGCGUCUCCGUCGGGACAGUUGCAUCUGCGGCUGCUGUUUGAGACGGGGCAUGAGGACUAUUACUGGCUGAAUAACAUUGUUGCGAUCGGGACUCUGACGACGAUCGAUGCCGGAGAUGAUUCUUCGCUGCUCAGGAUCGAUGCGUGGAACUUUGCGAGCGACUGGAACCAGACUGUUGGCCUGUGA
Molecule: messenger RNA, 543 nt
Organism: Aspergillus calidoustus
Lineage: Eukaryota; Fungi; Ascomycota; Eurotiomycetes; Eurotiales; Aspergillaceae
Source: the annotation of a GenBank genome assembly